CCAUGGAACAGAUAUGGUUGUUACUGCUGUUGGCUUUUUUUACAUAUUCAGUUUCUGCACAGUUUAAUGGAUACAACUGUGAUGCCAAUCAGCACAGCAGAUUUCCUGCGGAAAGAGACAUCACCGUCUACUGUGGAGUACAGACAAUAACAAUGAAGAUAAACUUUUGCACGGUUCUGUUCUCUGGAUAUUCAGAAACAGAUCUGUCACUGAAUGGAAAACAUGGAGAUGCGCACUGCAGAGGCUUCAUAAACAACAAUACAUUUCCCGCAGUAGUUAUAUUUACCAUCAACCUUAGCACGUUGGAAUCAUGUGGAAACAGUUUAGUGGUAUCUACUGUUCCUGGAGUUAAUGCCUAUGGGAUUGCAUCAGUGGUACAAAUUGGAAACAUAUCUGGUUAUAUAGAUACACCUGACCCUCCAACAAUUAUAAGCUAUCUUCCUGGACUUCUGUAUAAAUUUAGUUGCAGUUAUCCUCUAGAAUACUUAGUAAACAACACUCAGCUUGCUUCAUCUUCAGCUGCUAUUUCUGUACGAGAUGGCAAUGGUACAUUUAUCAGCACACUGAAUUUGCUCCUCUACAAUGAUUCAACCUACAGUCAGCAACUGCUAAUUCCAAGUGCUGGACUGCCACUGAAGACAAAAAUCUAUGCAGCAGUGAGAGCAACCAACCUUGACGGACGGUGGAAUGUUUUAAUGGACUACUGUUAUACCACUCCUUCUGGCAAUCCAAAUGAUGAUAUCAGAUAUGAUCUCUUCCUCAGCUGUGACAAAGACCCACAGACAACAAUAUUUGAGAAUGGCAAGAGUCAAAUGGGAAGAUUUUCCUUUGAAGUGUUUCGAUUCGUCAAGCACAAGAACCAGAAAAUGUCUACAGUGUUUUUGCACUGCAUAACAAAGCUUUGCCGAUCAGAUGACUGUCAUUACCUAACACCAACAUGUCACAACAGAGAAAGAAGAGAUGCUGUAAUAAGAACAACAUUAACUCCUUACAGUUUGUCUGGCAAUGCUGUUGUGUCUGCAGGACCUAUUAUUACAAGAAGUGAUGAAACACCAACAAACAAUUCACAGCUUGCUCAGCCAGGAAAUCAGCAGUUCCAGAUCAACUCUGUCACCAGCGCCCUCAUCUCAGGAGUAGUAAUCCUUGGUGCAACUAGUUUUUCUUUCUUCAUAAUUGCCCUUACUCUCCUGAACAGAAAGAAGCAAAACAGUUUGGUUUUAUGUGGCAUCCGCAACCCAGUUUUCAACUAAUUGGUUUGAUUUGCACUUUUUUGGGUCAAUUUUUUAAAAAAGGUUUUGUAAAUGUACUAACAUGGACAAUUUAAUACUGGGCUGCCGUGGCAAGCAAUCUUUUUGGGUUCCCUCUUUUUGCAUGAGCACUGAAUUGGUUCGAUGAAUAUCCUGCAAAUAUGAAAACUGAAAUAUGAAAAUAAAAUGCUACACUGAAUGUUAUGUGUUAAAUACUGUGUUUCUAACAAGUAUGCAAAUUUAAAGAGUACUUUUGCAUUGCUAAGAAUAGUUAAAUUAAGAUUAAAAUGUUUUUUAUUAUGUUCCAACUUGCUAAAGAUUGCAUUUGUCUAGUCUGUGUAAAAUGAUAUUGAUCGAUAAUCCGAAAUGUUUACUUGAUAUCACAUUCUAAUUUGUUGUUGCUUCAGGCCCUUUCAUUGUAAGUGCUAAGUAAUGCCAUUAUUUCAGAAACACGGUUGUUGUAGUAUUAAAUAUCUAUUUCAAAUUGCACCUUUGAGCGUGUAACAUUUAAUUAGCUGGAGGAGGCCAAAGCAGGCAUUAUAGUAUAUUUUACAAGAGUUAUGUCCCUUUUCUAGCUGUUGAGUCAAACUUGGGGUUGUCUCUCUACAGGUAUAAAAGAAUAUUGUGUUGCAGAUGGCACAGAAUUACACCGUCCCUUAUUCUCAGCAUAAACUGUUAAAAAAAUGUAUGCUGUGGCACAGGCUGUUGGCCUCUGCUUUAUACAUUUAUCAUUAUUAGAAUGGAAAAAUAAAAAGGUAUCAUUUGUAUUGCAAGUUUCAGGUAUGACUUUUCAGUUUUAUGACUUGGAAAAGACAACAUAAAUAGAUAUAUUAUCUGUUAUUCUACAGUACCAUAACAUUUACACAGCUAUUUACACAUUAUAUUUCCUAUCACAUUCACACACAGUAGGGUACAUUUUUAUCAGGAGCCAAUUAAAUGCUUGCAUGUGUGUGCAUAAGCUCUGUUCAUUCAAAUUCAGAAUAAAAUGUAAUUGUGGAUGACAGGGAGUACAGCAACAUGUAUAUUGUCAUUAACCUUGAAAUCAAGCACUUAUGCUUAGUUUUUUGUUUGUUCUUUAAUAAGACUAGAAGUAGCACGUUUUAAGUGUGUUUGAAAUACAAAUAGAAGAAACUGUUGAAUUGAUCCAUUUAAUUUGGAACCUGUGAGAC
Messenger RNA from Xenopus tropicalis (tropical clawed frog), 2416 nucleotides. It is a transcript of the gene zpld1, whose product is annotated as zona pellucida-like domain containing 1. The record is from RefSeq and is a predicted model, not a curated record. Bases 3 to 1250 code for a protein of 415 amino acids. NCBI's taxonomy places the organism in Eukaryota, Metazoa, Chordata, Amphibia, Anura, Pipidae. The transcript has 10 exons. Gene Ontology annotation, cellular component: cytoplasmic vesicle membrane.